Molecule: messenger RNA, 1667 nt
Organism: Myotis lucifugus (little brown bat)
Lineage: Eukaryota; Metazoa; Chordata; Mammalia; Chiroptera; Vespertilionidae
Gene: STX10
Product: syntaxin 10
Exons: 5
Coding region: 548-1150 (200 amino acids)
Biological process (GO): Golgi vesicle transport
Cellular component (GO): membrane
Source: RefSeq, a predicted model, not a curated record
GACAGGGGCCGGGCUCUCCGUACGGGGCCAUAGCCAGCUUUUUCCGGCCGGGCGUGGGCGGGGCCUGACCUCCAGACACGCCCUCUUCCUUUCCCCUCUCCGGGCUGGGGCUGUCGGGAGCCCCCGGCUUCCGGACCCGCGUCCAGUGGGGCCGAAGGGGAAGGUUUCGCUUCCUUCCCGGGAGGCCAGGAAGGCGUGACGCCCCUCCGGGAAUGCCCCCUGGGCGGGUUGGGGUGAUCUCAGGGCGCCCACUGACGCCAUCUCCCACAAAGACCUUGCCUGCACUCGGGGCGGCCCGGCGAGGGCCCCUUUAUCCCCGUCUCCCCAGUUAUUUCUCCCCACAGGCCCGCUCCCAGGUAUUACUGCUCCCCAAUUAAUGAUCUCAUGCACCCACGGAGGACGCUCAGGUCCCGCCUCUGCACCUGGGGGCUCAACAAUCCCUAAAAGACCCCGAACAGCAACCGUCCCCAUUCAGCGGCCUUUCCUGCCACACACUGCGCUGACCGGCUGAGAAUGUCCCCCCACGCCGGCACCUCAGAGACCCACAAUGACAUGCCCAACCCAGACGGAGACCCCGCACGCAGAGGACUGCUCUGCUCCGGAAACAAUCCUCAGAGCCACCCCCGAACCCUCCCGCGACUCCCAGGCUCGCACCCACGAGGUGCAGAAGGCGGUGAACACAGCCCGCGGGCUGUACCAGCGCUGGUGUGAGCUCCUGCAGGAGGGCGCCGCGGUCGGCCGCGAGGAGCUGGACUGGACGACCAAUGAACUGCGGAAUGGCCUGCGCAGCAUCGAGUGGGACCUCGAAGACCUGGAGGAGACCAUCGGCAUAGUGGAAGCCAACCCAGGCAAGUUCAAGCUCCCAGCUGGGGACCUGCAGGAGAGAAAGGUCUUCGUGGAGCGGAUGCGGGAAGCGGUCCAGGAAAUGAAGGACCAUAUGGUCAGCCCAGCAGCCGUAGCCUUCAUGGAGAGAAAUAAUAGAGAGGUAAGGCAUCUCGACCUGACCCGAAACAUUUUUCAGGGUGAGCCUCUCAGUGCGUGUUUGCUUGUUCCUGGGAGAGUGUACGUCUGUCCCCAUCCUCCUUGUGUGCAGUCCUCUUGGCUGUCUACCUGCCUGCUUUCCGUGUGUGUAUACCUGAGCCCUCACUGAUUGUAUAAUACUCCCUUCUGCCUUGUCCUGGAGGUCUAUACUGGUUUCCCAGGGUGGGGGUGGGGUGGGGGGUGAGUGGUGUCUGUAUACCUAUCCACUUUCUUUGUGUUUACUGUUUCCAGCAUAAUGCCUACUUUUUUUUCUCUCUGUGUAUGCUCUUGACCUAUCUGAGUGUGUGAACUUGGCCUCUGAGUGUAUCUUAUCUGCCUUGUGCAUGCACACCUUCCCCCCCACCCCCAUGGGUGUCCUUGCUUUGUGUGUGUGCCUGCUCAUGCCUUUUGUUUGAAUGCUUCCUGCUGCCUGUCUGUACUCCUUUCCCCUCUGUGUUGCAUGCCCAUUCUUUGUAUGUUGUGACACCACCAGCCUCUCCCCCAUCCCAUCAUAAGCCCACAUGGGAUCUGGGAGGGUGGGGGAUCUGAGGCCCACACCAGCUUGGAGUCCUGUAGCAGUGUCUAUGUCAGCCGUGGGCAAACUACGGCCCGUUUGAAAUGAAUAAAACUAAAAAAAAAAAAAGACC